Messenger RNA from Dendrobium catenatum, 1095 nucleotides. RefSeq names its product heme-binding protein 2. Bases 152 to 802 code for a protein of 216 amino acids. Lineage: Eukaryota; Viridiplantae; Streptophyta; Magnoliopsida; Asparagales; Orchidaceae. The record is from RefSeq and is a predicted model, not a curated record. The transcript has 2 exons.
GUGGAAAAGGCCGGGCUAAAGAUACGCAGAUACCAUCACAAGAACAUUUAUUUGGUUGGAUCACACGAUUGAGAGCUUGAUCGUGCUGGCGAAAUACUCAUUUCUUAUUCUUAUCGACAGCAGAGCUGGAAACGAGGAGAAGAGAAGAGUGAUGGGUUAUCCAGCCGCAGUCUCUUUUAUCAUCCUCGCCAAUCUUCUCAUUUUUGUCACCGGCAUCGAAUCUCCUCAAUAUUCUGUCGUUCACUCCGAAUCAGAUUUAGAGAUUAGGGUCUACAGAGAGUCUUCCUGGAUGUCUGCUCCCUCCGAUAAGAUUUCCUUUGAGAAAGCCACAAAGCUCGGGUUCCACCGAUUGUUUCAGUACAUACAAGGAGCUAACUUGAACUCCUCAAGGAUCAGAAUGACUGCCCCGGUCUUGACCAGUAUUGUUCCAGAUGCAGGCCCCCUUCAUUCCUCAGCCUACUUUGUAAGAUUCUAUCUUCCUGUGAAAUUCCAAGCUUACCCACCCAUUCCUCUCCCAGAAUUGAACCUCCACCCCGUUCAUUGGCCAACUCAUUGUGUUGCAAUAAGGCAGUUUUCUGGAUUUGCUCGUGAUAACAAUAUUGUCAAGGAAGCUGAGAAACUAGCGAUUAGUUUGAGGAGAUCUUCCUGGGCCAACUCCACUGAUUUUCUGGACAAAAAUGCAUAUUCCAUUGCACAGUAUAAUUCCCCGUUUCGUUUCAUUGGUAGGAUUAAUGAAGUGUGGGCUGAAAUUGAUGGAUCCCAGGUACCAGGUUGUGAUUCAAGUAGUGCUGCGACCUAUUGAAAACCUGAAAAAAUGAUUUAGUUAACAAUCUUUGCAUGUGAGAAGUCUAUGUGGAAAUGCGUAGCUGCCUGUUAGGUUUUUUACAGUUCCAAGAAAGAAAUAAAUAAUACCUAUGAUCUUGUAUAUUUGCAAACUAUGGUUAGAGAAUGUUGUUGUUCGUAAAUUUUAUAUGCAGCAAAGCAGAUGUAAACAAGGGUGGUGAUCCUCUUAGAUUAUUGUGGAGUAAUGAUGAUAUCAUUGCAGAAUGAUGUAAUAUCUUGAUGUUUAAAGAAGUUUAGAGAGGUAAUAGCCAA